AUGUUCUGGCGUUUUGGGGGAUAUGCGAGUAUCUCCACCAUUGAUACCCUUCUCGACAAGCCCGAGGUCACUCUCGAAGACUUGCUGGAUGAGCCGGAAAUAAUCCAGGAACUGAAACAGCAUAAUACAAAACUCAUAGAAUAUCUACGCGAGGACAAUGUCUUGAAACGGCUUAUGGACUACGUGAUUGCACCGAGCUUAGUUAAUGAUGAUGAUGACAAUGAUGACGACAAUUCCAAUCAGAAAGAUGCCUCCCAGCACGCGAACAUGACUUCUACCGCGGAGAAAACUGACGGCGAAGCCAAGGACGAUCCUCUGAAGGAUGUUCUGGGUCAGGAGUAUCUGGACAAAAUCGAGAAGAAUCGAUUGAAACAUGCCUACAUUGCGUGCGAGAUCCUUUCAUCGGAGAAUUGGACUAUCCUGGAGACCAUGAUGGAGAACACUUCUUAUUUGCGCGACUUCUGGGGCUUCCUUCGACGAUCUCCGCCUCUGGAUUCUCUGCAGGCAAGCUACUUCACCAAAGUCAAUGAAACUCUGCUCGAUAAAAAGACUGAGGAAAUGCUAGAAUUUCUCAAGUCAUUGGAUGGCAUUGUUGCUGCUCUGUUGCAGCACGUCGACAAUCCCAUGGUGAUGGAUCUUCUGUUGAAGAUUAUCAGCCUGGAAAAGGCCGAGGGCGGUCAAGGUACCGUAGAUUGGCUGCAGUCUCAGGGCCUGAUUCCCACUCUUCUGAGCUUCUUGGCUUCAAAUUACCCUGGAUCCGUGCAAACAUCCGCCGGUGACUUCCUCAAAGCUAUCAUUACCAUCUCUGCCAAUGCGACUCCCAAUGACCAGUCGUGUAUUGGCCCUAAUAGCCUGACUCGUCAGCUUGUUUCAACUCAAUGCGUGCAGCAACUCAUUGAUGCCAUGCUCAAUGGCGGUAACCCGCUGACUGUGGGUGUAGGAAUCGUCAUUGAGGUCAUUCGUAAGAACAAUUCAGACUACGACCCCGAGCAUAUGGGUGGCCCUGAUUCCAUGCCCACACCCUACGACCCAAUUUAUCUAGGAAGCCUCCUUCGUCUGUUUGCCAAGCAUAUCCCCGACUUCAUGGCCCUGAUUCAAAGUUCACAGCAUGCGGUUCAUGAUGGAACUCAGUUAAAGAACGUGGACCGGGGUCGUUUGAAUUGCGCAUGGGGAGACAAGAUCGAGCCACUUGGCUUCGAUCGCUUCAAAACUUGUGAGUUGAUGGCAGAGCUGCUACAUUGCAGUAAUAUGGGCCUCUUGAACGACCCUGGCAGCGACGAUUAUGUCCGGCAUCGUAAUGAAGAGCGUGAGCGAUUGAUCAGCGAAGGAUUUUUCAAUCCCCAUCGGGAUGAACAAUCUGGAAUGGAUUACAAUGAGACCACUGUGGACUUCACAAACGGAUCAGCUUUUGAGGAAUCGCCGGAGAAUGCAAAGAGUGCACCUAGUGCUGGUGAGGAAGAGGGAUUUGAGAAUGUCAGUGCUUCAGGCGUGCUUAGCAGUGAGAAGGAGCAAGAUAAGGAAGCCGUUGAAGAUACUACUCCUUCAGAGCCCCAACAACCAGUGCCAGAGGAGAUCAAUCCCGAAACUCUCGUCAAAACCCCAGCCGAAACUUCAGCCGAAACUCCAGCCGAAGAGACUGCAACUAAGAGCGAAGACGCGUCGGCUGCUACCGACCUUACAGAGAAGAUCGGUGACAUUAAACUUGAAACUGAACCCGAGGCGUCUCCAGAAAAGGCGCAGGAAGAGACUUUGCUUUCUCCUCAUUCUGAAGACAUGCCUACUCCACUUUUUACCGCCACAGAAAUAAUCGUGGACUCGCCUGCUGAGAAACCAGAAGCUCCCUCCGCUGUCACUGAACCUGUACAGGAAUCCGAGGGUGUCAAUGACGGAGGUGCCGAGGAUCCUGCCGAUCAGUACAUUCAAUAUGACACAGACGGUCGUCCUGUGGUUGGAGACUAUCUCAAGAUCCAGUUCGUUGAGAACAAAGUGGUUCCUACAAUUCUUGGGUUUUUCUUCCGCUUCCCUUGGAACAACUUCCUUCACAAUGUUGUUUAUGAUGUGGUUCAACAGGUUUUUAAUGGGCCUAUGGAACGCGGCUACAACCGCGCCCUAGCGAUCAAUGUUUUUGAAGUUGGUAACAUCACUACCGCCAUUGUUACCGGCCAGAAGCGCAGUGAUGAGACCCAGCGAACCCAACGCAUCCGACUUGGCUAUAUGGGUCAUCUCACACUUGUCGCCGAGGAAGUUGUCAAGUUCAGCGAACGACACCCACCGGAGCUGCUUUCCCGGUCCGUCAUGGAGGCAGUGUUGGAUCCGGAGUGGAUUGACUAUGUCGAGCAAACACUUUCCGAGACUCGGGAACGAGAUAACGCCAUCCUGGGUGGCGUACGGCCUGAGAUGGCAGGCGCUUCUCGCCAGGUAGCUCUCAAUUCUGUCGCCUCUGGCCAAGGAUUUGGCAGUUCCAACGCCCUUGCAGAGGCAGGCUUGAAUGGUGGCAUCGGUGGCUCGGCUUUUCAAGGAUUUGAUCUAAACCAAGGGAGCGUAUCUGGAGGUGCAUUUGGUGGAGGCGGUGGCAUGUCACUCUUAAGUGACUUUGCCAGCUCGAGUGACGACGAAGACGAGGAUAUGGAGGAGCAUGACGAAAAAAACGCCGGUAUUGCCGACAGCGGGGAUUCUGAGAAUACAUCCUCGAUUUCUGGGAGUCAGCCUAUUCCCAUAUUGCCGCCACCCCCGGCUCCUCUGAGCACAGGCCCCUCCCGAGCUCGCCGUCAGUUGGCAGCACGCCUUGCUGCCCAGAAGCAAGCGAAUGAGGAUGUCGGACCUGAAGAUGACGAGGACAAGGCGGAUUGGAGCAGCAAUCCAUUUAUCAUUGCUGGCAUCGAUGAUGAUGCUGAAGGCAACUCUGCCUUCCCUGAUAGCGAUUUCGGAACACCUGCAGAUGCCGAUUUCUCUCCCACUUUCCCUGAAACCGCUGGGUUUAGCCCACCGGACGACUGCUUAUCCAAUUCCUUUGACGAAGAUGGCAAUGGACAUGCUGAAUCCAUGAGGCGAAGUGUCCGUGUUCCUCUCGAAGUUGAGGAAGAUGACGAUGAUGAAAUGGGUGAGAUGGUUGGCCCUACUGCUGCUGGCAUGAUUGAUUCGGAUGAAGAGGACGAAGCCAUCAUCAACGAAUCCCUGGGAUACUCCAACUUCCCAGGCCCUAGUCGAUACUCUGGCUUCCGUCGUUCCCAGUCCGAAGGUUCACAUUUUGAUGACGAUCAGAAUGAUAGCAGUGAUGGUGAGGAUGAUGGGCUAGUGGAGAUUCUAGUCCCGGGACGCAAAUCCUCAACCUCAAAUUAG
Penicillium taxi is the source of this 3339-nucleotide messenger RNA. Its product is annotated as SAPS family protein. The record is from RefSeq and is a predicted model, not a curated record. Gene Ontology annotation, cellular component: nucleus; cytosol. Lineage: Eukaryota; Fungi; Ascomycota; Eurotiomycetes; Eurotiales; Aspergillaceae. The transcript is spliced from 3 exons. Gene Ontology annotation, molecular function: protein phosphatase binding; protein phosphatase regulator activity. The coding region runs from base 1 to 3339 and encodes 1112 amino acids.